AUGGGAGCGGCUGAGGCUGGCACGGCGUCCUCCACAAUUUCCCCACAGCGUGGGUCUUCAGCCGUCAGCCUUGAGCUUAACUCGACGUACCCGAACAUGCCUCGGUCGCGGUCGAGAGUGGAGCGCAACGACCCCCCGCCACGGCGCAAGUCCUGCCAUGCCUGUGUAAAGGCGAAGCGAAGAUGCGACCAGAGGCAGCCGGCUUGCAUCCGAUGUUCCCAGAGGGGGAUUGCUUGUCAUUACCCAGCCCGAGCAGCCCGGUCUGAAGCGCCAUCAACUGAUCCACUGCCCGCGACACCGACAGCCCUGGGAUCGGAUUUCCUCUCGCAUGUCGCCGAUGUAGACGAUACUGUUAUUAGUUUGCUCGACCCGGUUCAUGAGACAGAAGCCCUCGGCCAAUUGUGGCCCAGCCAGAAGGCACCAUGUCUGCAGCAUCCAGAGCUGCCUUGGACCUCAGCAGAAGGCCUCAACGAGUCAACACAGCUCGCACAACCCCCGAGCUUGGCACUCGCUCUAGAUGAUCGCGAAAUAUUUGGAAGUGAAGCUGUGGACUCCAACCUUUUCUUUGAUUUCACGGACAGCACGCCGACGGGUGUGGACAUUGCACUGAGAACACCACUUGGAGUUACUGCACCGAAACGGAUGGACCUGGCAGCUCUCCACACUGCUCUGGAGACCAACUUCUCGGAAAAUAUGCCUCGGGUGAUUCAGGACGCCAUCUCUGCGUGCGCGCUGCACGCAUCCAAAAACACAGUCAACGCGCGCGUUGUCCUGCGUUGCAUUGAUACCAAGGUGGAUGAUCUCCUGGCCUCCCCGUCACAACCAGGGCCUCUCGACGCCCUAGCACGCACUCAAGCCCUACUUCUCUACCAGACCAUCCGCUUCUUUGACGGCGAUAUAAUAGCUCGAUCAUCGGCCGACGCAACGUUCGGCGAGCUGGAGUCCUCGAUCCACUCCCUCCACGAUCACAUUUCAUGGGAUGCCACCGAUCCAGUGGAGAGUCUCACGGGGGGUCCCGACAGUUUGUCUCUGUUGCCGCCUUCACGGGAGUUCUGGAAGGCGUGGAUAUUCCAGGAGUCCGCGCGGCGCACAUUCCUCGUCGCCUCCUUCUUCGUGCACAUAUGGAAAAUGCUCACUGGGCGGCCGCCGGCCAGGCGUUGCGGCGACCAAGAACUCCUGCGCCAGUGCUGGACGCUGUCGGCACAUCUCUGGGAGGCAGGGGACGCUGUCGAAUUCGCGGCUGCUUGGCGUGAUAGGAAACACUAUGUUGUUCGCAGGGGUGCUGUGAGGAGUACCUUGCGAGAUGCCGAAGCGGGUGAUUUCGAGUCGUUCGGGAAGAUGUUGCUAACUUCUGCUCUGGGUAUUGAUGAGACGAAGGCGUGCUUUCGAAUAAGCUUUGGCACGGAUGCAACCGGCCCACCCGUUCAAGCGAGAUUCUUGAAAUUCCGGUUUCCUUUCCUCCUCUGCCCUCGCCUGGAGCUGGCCGGCUCGGUGAUGGCGCCGCCCCUGAUAGGAGGCCUUGCGUCACGCGCGGACAACGGCAUGAGCUUGGGAUCUGGACAUGGCCUCCGCCUCGAAGAGACUCUUCCUGGGAGCAUUGCGAGCGUGCUGACUUCGCUUGUGACUACGAGCGUUGUGUUCCACUUCUUCGGUGGGUUAGACCGGAUAGAAAGGCGGCUCAAUAAGCUGUGGCUGAGACUGGCUACAGGGCAACGAUAUCAACAAAUAUCGCAAUGGCGUAAUGUGUCUUACACUGACUGUCUGAUACUCGCCCUUUUCACCGACUCGUGGCUGUUUUCUGCCACCUCCUCAGUGCUUCAAUUCGGUGGCUUCGACCUGAAUACCGACGCUCACGCCUGUAAAGCCGCUUCAUACGUUUGCGUAAUUGGCUAUUUCAUCAGCAAGCUGAUCUAUCUUCUCCUCGUGGAGCGCCUUUGGGUGAUAAGAGGCUGUGGGCGUGGUCGACUCAAGUCCAAGCUCUACCUCUUCAACCUUGCCGCUGUGUUGGUGUGCUACGUCGCUUGGCUUCCAGUUUAUGUUGUCUUCCACAUUAGCCACGACAAUUCCGGCAUUUGUAUUAUCGGAAUACGCCAGCAAUUCCUUGCUGCAGCUUUUGCGUGUGAUAUUGUGAUCAACCUAUGGCUCACAUGGUGGUUCCUAUAUCCAUUAAUCAAAUUGAAGCCAGCAGGAACGAAUAGAAUAAAAGCAAUAGCCUGUCCCAGACGAGCCGGCCAGGACACAGAUCAUAGUGUCAAGCGCCUCUAUAACCUUGCGCGACGGACAUUCCUCGGUUCAGUAAUAGCGUUGACGGCGACCUCACUGAACCUGGGUUUAUCAAUUGCCUAUGAUGGACAAGCCGCGUGGCUGUGUCUCAUGCUCUGCAGGAUCGAUGUCUUCAUUUGCGCUGCCGUUGUCAAUUGGAUCACUCAAAAGGAACCCGCUACACCAGAUUAUCGAGAUAAACCUUGGGGCGUGCCAAAAUCUCGCGGAACUGGAUUUACGACUCUCGUAGGGAAUCCGUCUAUUCCAGGGCACCCGCACGUAAGGAGCUUCGAAGGUGUGGUAGGAGAUGCUCACCCGGGCAGCCUCGUGCCUGGGAGUGUUGCAGCAGGGCAUACGGGUUAG
Messenger RNA from Diaporthe amygdali, 2625 nucleotides. RefSeq names its product Aflatoxin biosynthesis regulatory protein. Bases 1 to 2625 code for a protein of 874 amino acids. Gene Ontology annotation, molecular function: zinc ion binding; DNA-binding transcription factor activity, RNA polymerase II-specific. Lineage: Eukaryota; Fungi; Ascomycota; Sordariomycetes; Diaporthales; Diaporthaceae. Gene Ontology annotation, biological process: regulation of DNA-templated transcription. The record is from RefSeq and is a predicted model, not a curated record. The transcript is spliced from 14 exons.